Fonsecaea erecta is the source of this 1449-nucleotide messenger RNA. RefSeq names its product monoamine oxidase. The record is from RefSeq and is a predicted model, not a curated record. The coding region runs from base 1 to 1449 and encodes 482 amino acids. The transcript has 3 exons. Gene Ontology annotation, molecular function: oxidoreductase activity. Lineage: Eukaryota; Fungi; Ascomycota; Eurotiomycetes; Chaetothyriales; Herpotrichiellaceae.
AUGUCUCAAUUUCCACAUCCCGUCUUGGACGCCACCCCGUUCAAAGAAUACGCCCCUAAUGACAAUGUCGAUGUGAUUGUGGUCGGCGCUGGCCUCAGCGGGCUCAAAGCAGGUUACGAAGUACAGCAAUCGGGGUUGAGCUGUCUUAUAAUUGAAGCGCGUGAUCGAGUUGGCGGAAAGACUUGGAGUGUCGAUCCUUUAGGCAAGGGCUUCGGCGUGGAUGUUGGAGCAGCAUGGAUCAACGACACAACGCAAGCAAAGGUCUACGAGCUGACUCGCUUUCUUGGUCUGGAAACCGUUUUCCAGAAUACCAAAGGAAAUGUUUUGCAGGAGGAUCUAGGUAUGGACCUCUGCUCGUUUUCAUACGGCAGCGUUCCCGAGAAGCUCGCCGAGUCCGGCGGUGUCGAUAAUAUGGUGUACAUCCGCGACCUGGCCGAGAAAGUGUGUCAGACGCUCGACAUUCAUGACCCAGUGGGAUCCGGCGGGGACCUCGACAAGUAUACCCUGAGAGAGUGGGCGGAACGGAAUGGGGCAGGUAGAACUGCUAUCGCGUCCGUUUCUGUCUGGACCAGAGCUAUGCUUGGCCUCGAGCCGUCUGAUGUUAGUGCGCUGUUCUUUCUCAAUUACCUAAAGAGUGGCGGAGGUCUCAUGAGAAUGAGAUCUGACUCCAAAGAUGGCGGUCAAUAUAUGAGAUUGGUAAAAGGCACCCAAUCUCUCUCGAUCGGACUCGCUGGUCUCCUCCAGCCAGGCUCGCUGAUUUUGAACUCGCCCGUACUUGAAAUCAACCAAAACUUCUACGGCGCAACCGUCGUAACUGGCCGUGGAACAUUUACAAGUCGCAAGGUCAUCGUGUCAGUCCCAACACCACUUUACAAAGAGAUUAGUUUCUCCCCACCCUUGCCGUACGCGAAACAACAGUUGAGCUCCGCAAACAUCCUAGGAUAUACGUGCAAGGUGAUGAUCCUGUUCGCCGAGCCAUGGUGGCGAAGCAAGAACUUCACAGGUGUUUUACAAUCGUUUGAAGGCCCUAUCUCCGUCACCCGAGACAGCAGCGUGGACUCAAAAGGCCACUACUCAAUGACCUGCUUCGUCGUGGGAAAACCUGGCGUCGAAUUGUCAAAGAAGUCCCAACAAGACCGGUUCGCGGCAGUGUUGGAACAGCUGAAUCGAUGCUUCGGGCCUUCGAUGGGGGGCAGCAUUCCUGAACCGCUUGCCAUGACGGAACAUGAAUGGGCCAAGGACCACUGGGCUCAAGGCUGCCCUUGCCCGGCAGCACCACCUGGAGCCAUGACAAAGUUCGGUCACGCGUUGAGGACACCGCAUGCGAAUGUACACUUUGUGGGCACGGAGACUGCGUUCGAGUGGAAGGGCUAUAUGGACGGUGCCAUCCGGUCUGGCGAGAGAGGCGCGAGGGAAGUGGUUUCGGAACUCAGCAAGGCCAAGUUAUGA